Messenger RNA from Umbelopsis ramanniana AG, 1101 nucleotides. RefSeq lists its product as uncharacterized. The transcript has 4 exons. The coding region runs from base 21 to 722 and encodes 233 amino acids. The record is from RefSeq and is a predicted model, not a curated record. NCBI's taxonomy places the organism in Eukaryota, Fungi, Mucoromycota, Umbelopsidomycetes, Umbelopsidales, Umbelopsidaceae.
UUUCGUUUCUUCUAACUUUUAUGAGUGCUAACAACGUGUUGCUGAAAGCUGAAGUCAUGGUCAGAGACUAUAUGUCUCGCUUCGACUCCUCCCAUGAUUUCUUGCACGUAGACCGAGUAAGAAGAUCAGCUCUCCAUAUUGCAAAGGAACAUGGAGGUGAUCUAGAAGUCGUGGAACUUGCUGCUCUUUUCCAUGACGUAGCCGACGCAAAGUAUGCCAAAAAUCACGUCCACCAUCGAACAGGUAGUGAAAUUGUCAUUGAUUUUCUCAUGGACCUGGAUUACGACGCGACGAAGGCGCAGUUGAUUGGGAGAAUCGUUGACAAUAUUGGAUUUCGCAAGGAACUUGGCUGGUCUUCCAAGGACGAUACAGAAUUCAUCACCUGGAGGGAAUCAUGCCCAGAGCUUCAUGCUGUUCAAGAUGCUGACAAAUUGGAUGCAAUCGGAGCCUUUGGCGUCCUUCGAUGUGCAGCUUUCAGCGGAGCCCGUAACAUAUCACUCUUCAACCCUGAUGAUGCUCCAAUUGAGGGCAUGACCAAGGAACAAUAUGAGCGGCAGACCGACAAUGGAGGUGGUUCUUCUAUCAAUCAUUUCCACGAGAAAUUGUUCUUACUCAAGAAUAUGAUGCGAACCCCAACUGGAAAAGAAUUGGCGGAAAAGAGAGACCUAUUUAUGCGCCAAUUUGUCCAUCAGAUACAAGAGGAAUUCUUGAUGAACGCUUGAAUGCAGCUCAAGUAGUUUUUCCAAAUAACCAGCUUGCUAAACUCAACUUGCAACCCAAGACGUAUAUACCUCCAGCCAUCAGAAUGAACGAUUAUAAAAACUUUUCAAUGGCAAAUCCUUAUGUGACCAUGAAUGCGCCAUUGUGAUCAACAGCUCAACUUUAGCAUGUAAAGAAAAAAAUAUCACGAAUAGAGUGGAAAUCAAGAAUACACAGCUACAGAAUAAGCUUCCAUUAUGCGCUCUAAAUAAAACAACAUAUGAGCUUUACACCAAUUGCCCUGUACUAGUUUUAUCAUUACGAACGACGUUGGCUAUCAUUAUUUCACGUGAAAUGUAGACUGCAAAGCAAUUAAAUCAUUAGUAUAAACGUCAUUGCAAG